Molecule: messenger RNA, 2655 nt
Organism: Hansenula ciferrii
Lineage: Eukaryota; Fungi; Ascomycota; Saccharomycetes; Phaffomycetales; Wickerhamomycetaceae
Product: nitrate reductase (NADPH)
Exons: 1
Coding region: 1-2655 (884 amino acids)
Biological process (GO): nitric oxide biosynthetic process; nitrate assimilation
Molecular function (GO): nitrate reductase (NADPH) activity; molybdenum ion binding; heme binding
Source: RefSeq, a predicted model, not a curated record
AUGAGCCUGGUUGAUAAAGCUAUAGAAUCAUCUUUGGAAACUCAAACUGAAAGUUCAAUCUUUAGUGAUGCUUCAAGUUCUCAUGUUAGUGAAUCUGAUGUUGAAACAUUAGAUCAAAUUUUAGGGAAAUUACCAAUUAGACUUGAUACUAAAAAAACUAAAGUUCUUGAUAUUGAUUUACAAACUAAAGAUAAUAAAGUUGCUAGAGAUCCAAGAUUAUUACGUCUUACCGGGUCCCAUCCUUUCAAUUGUGAAGCUCCUUUAACUGAUUUAUUUAAUGAUGGUUUUAUAACUUCAUCAGAUUUACAUUUUGUUAGAAAUCAUGGUCCAGUACCACAUGUUGAAGAUGAAGGAGUACUUGGUUGGAAUUUUUCAGUUUCUGGUGAUGUUAGUUCACCUUUUGAAAUGAAUAUUGGUGCUAUGAUUAAAGAAUUCCCUCAAUAUACAAAUCCUAUUACUAUAUGUUGUGCUGGUAAUAGACGUAAAGAACAAAAUCAAGUUAAAAAGGGUAAAGGUUUCAAUUGGGGUGCAGCUGGUGUUUCAACUUCAUUAUGGACCGGUUGUUUCCUUUGGGAUGUUAUACAAAGGGCUAACCCUUCUAAAAAAGCUCGUUAUCUUUGGAUGGAAGGUGGUGAUGAUCCUGCUAAAGGUGCUUAUGGUACUUGUAUCCCAUUACAUAUGGUUCGUGAUCCUGAAAGAAAUAUUAUGCUUGCUUAUAAACAAAAUGGUAUUUAUUUAGAACCUGAUCAUGGUAAACCAUUAAGAUGUGUUAUUCCAGGUGUUAUUGGUGGUAGAUCUGUUAAAUGGUUGAAAAGAUUAAUUGUUUCUGAAAUUCCAAGUGAUAAUUGGUAUCAUUUUUAUGAUAAUAGAGUUUUACCAACAAUGGUUACACCUGAAAUGGCUGCAACUCAAGAUCAUUGGUGGAAAGAUGAAAGAUAUGCAAUUUAUGAUUUAAAUUUACAAAGUAUAACUGUUUUCCCUGAGAAUGAAGAAAGAAUGAUUAUAAAUGAUUCUACACAAAAUGAUUUAUAUAAAGUUAAAGGUUUUGCAUAUAAUGGUGGUGGUAAAAGAGUUGGUCGUGUUGAAGUUUCUUUAGAUUCUGGUAAAAAUUGGAAACUUUGUAAUUUAAACUAUCCAGAAGAUAAAUUUCGUGAUGCUGGUUAUAUUGAAUUAUUUGGUGGUACAAUAAAUGUUUGUGAAAGAAUGUCAUGUCUUUGUUGGUGUUUUUGGGAUAUCGAAAUUCCAAAAUCUGAAUUUAAAGAUUCAACUGGUUUAGUUGUUAGAGCUAUGGAUAUUUCAAUGACUGUUCAACCAAGAACAAUGUAUUGGAAUGUAACAUCAAUGUUAAAUAAUUGGUGGUAUAGAGUGGCAAUUCAACCAGGUUCCUCACCAGAUGAAAUUAAAUUUGAACAUCCAACAAUUGCUAAUAAACCAGGUGGUUGGAUGGAUAGAGUUAAAAAAGAUGGUGGUGAUAUUUUAUCAAAUACAUGGGGUGAAAGAGUUAUUGGUGGUGAAGAAGAAGAACGUAAAGAAUAUGUUGAUGAAGAAUUACAAAUGAUUUUAAAUCCUGAAAAAGUUAAUACAAUAAUCACUAAGGAAGAAUUAAGUCAACAUGAAAAUGAUGAAGAUCCUUGGUUUGUUGUUAAAGGUCAUGUUUUCACAGGUACUCCAUUUUUAGAAGAACAUCCUGGUGGUGCACAAUCAAUCACUAUGGUUGCAGGUGAUGAUGCAACAGAUGAUUUUAUGGCUAUUCAUUCAGAUAAUUCCAAGAGAAUGUUACAAAAAUUCCAUAUAGGUAAAUUAGAAGUUAGUGAUGAUAAAAAAUUUGUGGAAAAUACAAAUAAAGUUAUUGAAAAAACUGCAACUUUAUUAAAUCCAAAAAUAUGGAAAAAGAUUAAAUUAGUUGAAAAAGAGAUUAUUUCUCAUGAUUCAAGAAUUUUCCAUUUUGCAUUAGAACAUGAAGAACAAACAACUGGAUUACCAGUUGGUAAACAUUUUUUCAUUAGAUCAAAAGAUUCAAAUGGUACAUUAGUUAUGAGAGCUUAUACACCUAAAUCAAAUCAUAAAUUAAAAGGUAAAUUAGAAGUUCUUGUUAAGAUUUAUUUCCCUAAAGAUGGUAUACCUGGUGGUAAAAUGACUACAAUUUUAGAAAGUAUGUCAAUUGGAUCAGAAAUUGAAAUUAAAGGACCAACAGGUGAAUUUGAAUAUAUAAGUAAUGGUAAUUAUACAUUUAAUAAUAAACCAGGACAUGUUGAUUCAUUUUUCAUGAUUGCAGGUGGAUCAGGUAUAACUCCAUGUUAUCAAGUUAUUAAAGAAAUUGUUGAUCAAGAAGAAGAUAAUACUAAAAUGAAGAUGUUUUAUGGUAAUAGAAAAGAAGAAGAUAUAUUAUGUAGAAAAGAUUUAGAAGAUUUUAUUGCUACAAAAAAUUCAAAUUUAAUUGUUGAUCAUUGUUUAUCAGAUUUCCAUAAUGUACCAAAAAAUUGGGAUGGAUUAACUGGACGUUUAAAUAAAUUAUUAUGGAAUCAAUAUAUUGAAGAACAAAAAUCAUAUGGUGAAUUUUUGGUUUUAGUUUGUGGACCACCUGGUAUGGUUGAAGGUGUUAAGAAACUUGUUGCAGAAACUGGAUUUGAUGCAUCAAGAGUUGUAUAUUUCUAG